Antechinus flavipes (yellow-footed antechinus) is the source of this 3694-nucleotide messenger RNA. RefSeq names its product KN motif and ankyrin repeat domains 4 (gene KANK4). NCBI's taxonomy places the organism in Eukaryota, Metazoa, Chordata, Mammalia, Dasyuromorphia, Dasyuridae. Gene Ontology annotation, biological process: negative regulation of actin filament polymerization. The record is from RefSeq and is a predicted model, not a curated record. Gene Ontology annotation, cellular component: cytoplasm; cytoskeleton. Gene Ontology annotation, molecular function: protein binding.
AUAGUUUCACAAUGGAGAGAUGCUCUUUUGAUGGGAUGAUGAGUUCGCCUCUUUCCUCUGAGAGCCGCUGGGUCGCACUGGGAGGGCUACUUAAUUUCUCCACUUUCUAAGCCAGUCUCAAAGUCUGUGUGUGCACUUCAGAGAAGAUGUGCUGGUAAAGAGUAUUCCUCAAUGGUUAGCGCACUCUACCAGGGAAAUCACAGAACCUGCCCCAGUCCCUGACUAAUAGAUUGGUUGUAGAAACAUCUUUGCCGUCCUCCUCCUCCUCAUUAGCAUCAGCUCAGUUACUUUCGUUUCUCCGUUUUAUCCCCCACACGACAGUCUGAGAAGCUGCCCCUGGCCUCCAGCUUACAGUUGGGAACGAGAGAAGGUGACACACGGAGCCCUUAGAGAACGAGCCUGGUGACCGCGGCCCAUUGACUCGGCUGAUGAAGUGACUGAGAAGCCCCCUUUGAAGCCCUGAAGAUGGAGCAGCCCGAGGCCGGAGAGCCGGCGCCGCCCCAAGGGGAUGGGGAAAAAGAGCCCGCCAAAGCCCACCCAUACUCGGUGGAGACGCCCUACGGCUUCCACCUGGACCUGGACUUCCUGAAGUACGUGGACGACAUCGAGAAGGGGAACACCAUGAAGAGGAUCCACGUCCGCAGGAAGGCCAAGCAGCCCAAGUUCAGCACCCUGCCCCGCAACUUCAGCCUCCCCGACAGCGGGGCCAGGCCCCCCGCGGCCCCCGCCCCCCAGGCCCUGGGCCUGCCCGCCAAGGGGCCCGAGGAGCUCCCCGGGGACCAGCCCGCGGCCGGCGGGGGGGAGGUCAGCUACAGGAGGAGGGUGCUGCUGGCCGAGACCAUCCGCCAGGCGGAGGCCGCGGAGGCCGAGCCGGACGGCGAGCGGGGGCGGCCCCAGCUGCUGAGGGCCUCCAGCAUGCCCGUGACCCUGCUGCAGGCCAAGGCCUCCGACGAGCAGAGCCCCGGCUGCGCCCUCCCUGAGCCCCUGCCUCUCCCGCAGACCCCGGAGGAAGGCGGUUUCUCAGAGGGGGCCUUUGGCCCCGCGGAGGGGUUUUCAGACCCCCACGGCCGCGGCCCGCUAGCCUCCACUCAGCCCCAAGCGAAGGAGCUGGCGGGUCUGAGGCCGGGAGUUCCCGACCUUGUCCGGGAUAGACCCGAGCACCGGGACCGGGAGGAAGAGCCGGAGGACCACAUCUGCCCCCCGAGCCAGGGCCCCUUUCCCCAGGACCUGCCCGUAGUUCUGGAGAGCACGGAGGAGGAGCUAAAGGCGCCGGAGGCGGAGCUGGCGGCCACGCCGGGCACCCCGACCCCAAGCCCCCCGCCUCUCCCGUCACCCAUCCCAGAAAACGGAUUCCCCCCUGAAAUAGAACUGAACAUCAGUGAAAUCCCGCCUCCGCCUCCCGUGGAGAUGGACGUCAGGAGCAUCGGGGUCAGGGUGACCGAGGAGAGCCUGGGCCUGGAGCCUCGGCCCUCGGAGGCCGCCGGAGCCGACGGGGCGUCCGCCCUCAAGCAGCAGAUCGCCGCCCUGGAAGGGGAACUGUCUGAGCGGACAGCGGAGCUGGAGCGGGCCAGGGCGGCCCUUCGGCAGCAGGGGGAGGAGCUGAGGAGCAAGGAGCUCAGCAUUCGGGAGCUGGUGGGCGCCGUGGCCCGGCUGGAAGGCCGGCUGAGCCCCGGGAGGGCCCCCGGCAGCCGCAGCGAUGCCGCCGUCAACACCGACCCGGUCGGCGAGGCGUGUGACAAGGGCGUGCUGGCCCAGCUGCCCGUCCCGACGGAAGCCGGGCCCCCCCUGGAAGGCUCACCCCGAGAGCUCCUGCCCCAGGAGCCCGGCGCCUCCCCCAGGCCCAACCACAGCUAUCUCUCCACCGAGCUCAGGAUCGAAGAGCAGGAUAUGGAGCAGGAGGGCGGCCCCCAGGAGGGCGCCGGGGGAGGCGCGGGGGGCUCCCCCUCCAGCCUGGGCACCGAGGGCUCCUCCCCGGGCACCGAGCCGCGAAGCUCCCCCCCCGACAUCACCAUUGGCCAGUACGUGAAGAAGAUCCAAGAGCUCCUGCACGAGCAGUGGACCUGCCUGGAGCACGGCUACCCCGAGCUGGCCAACGCCAUCAAGCAGCCCGCCUCCAAGCUCAGCUCCAUCCAGAGCCAGCUCGUCAGCUCCCUCAACCUGCUGCUGUCGGCCUAUUCGGCGCAGUCGCCGCCGGAGCAGGAGGGCGCCAGCAGCGGACCCCCGCCCCCGGAGAUCUCCCCGUCGACAAGCCUUAAGUCCAUAAUGAAAAAGCGAGACUAUGGCUUCCGUGCAGGAGGUAAUGGGACCAAAAAGAACCUUCAGUUUGUUGGGGUUAACGGUGGCUAUGAGACGACCUCCAGCGAGGAGACCAGUGGCGAAGACAGCGCCUCAGAGGGCUGUUCUGACAGCGAAGCGGACAAGAAGGGGGCUGGCCCAGAACGCAAGCCGGGCAGAGCUGCAGAGCAGAGCCAGCAGACGGGUCCGGGCGCGGGGGAGGACCCCCGGAGCAUGGGCCGGGAGAGCAGCACCGGCGGGGGUGAAGUCGCUGCAGCUGGGACUCAUCACAAGUCUGAGAGAUAUAAGCCCUCAGAAGAAUUUCUGUCUGGAUGCCAUCUGUUGAGCAGACAUCUGCCUGAAGUUUGGAGCACCACUGACCAGCAAUUGAGGCAGAGCUUGAAUGCCGUCAGCCAAGAGUGGUUCCGCGUCUCAAGUCGCAAGUCGUCCAGCCCCUCGAUUGUCGCAGCCUAUCUCAGGGAGUUCCAGCCCGGUGACCCCGACUUCCUGAAGCUGCUCGUCAACCUGGCAGAUGACAACGGGAACACGGCUCUUCACUACAGCGUCUCCCACUCCAACUUCCCCAUCGUUAAACUGCUGCUCGAGACAGGUGUGUGUGACGUGGACCGCCAGAACAAGGCUGGGUACACGGCGGUGAUGAUCACCCCCCUGGCCUCUGCAGAGACAGAUGAAGACAUGGACGUGGUCGGGAAACUGCUGAAGCAAGGAAAUGUGAACAUUCAGGCGGCUCAGGGAGGUCAGACCGCGCUGAUGCUGGGCGUGAGCCACGACCGGGGGGACAUGGUGAAGGCCCUGCUGACCUGUCGCGCCGACGUCAACCUUCAGGACCACGACGGGACGACGGCCCUCAUGGUGGCCGCUCGCCACGGCCACGCGGACAUGGUGAAGCUCCUCCUCGCUCAUCCGGGCUGUGACGCCGCACUGACCGACAAGGCUGGCCACACGGCCUUGUCCAUGGCCUUGACGUCACCAGCCCACGGGGAAAUUGCUGAACUCUUGUGGGCCCACGCAGAGCAAGGCAGGUCCCUCGGGCCAUAGAAGAGUUCCAGAGAAGCCGGCGCCCCCAAACAAAAGGAUCGUUGUGGUACUCCUCCGGCCCGGCCGUGGGGGGUGGGGAGGGGGCACAGGGAUGACCCCUUCCCCGGCUUCUCGGGAGAACUAUGUCAGAUAUGCCUCCCCAUCCCUGAUGUAUCGUUCCGCUUCUAGGGCGCUUUGCAGCCUUCCCAAAGCCCGGCCCCCUGGAGGGCGGGGGCUGCCGGGCACCCAGAGGGCCGCGCUCUGUUAUUUUUUUUAACCUGUGACUAUUUACUCUGUACCCCUUAUUAGCACAAAGGAUCCCCAAGGCAAGCCGCAGGAGCACAUUAGCAAAGCAAUACUUUUUACAUGAAAAUGAAAGAAA